Messenger RNA from Esox lucius (northern pike), 2925 nucleotides. RefSeq names its product complement factor H-like. Lineage: Eukaryota; Metazoa; Chordata; Actinopteri; Esociformes; Esocidae. The record is from RefSeq and is a predicted model, not a curated record. The transcript has 15 exons. Bases 60 to 2699 code for a protein of 879 amino acids.
ACUCUGUGACUCACAACUUCCCAACAUUUUCACUGGUGAGAGUAGGUGAUGAAGUCAAAAUGCAAUUGAUAACUUUAUGCUUUGUCUUUGUACUCUCGUUGUGUACCUUCAACGUGGUGAAAUGCCAAGAAGUAAAAUGUCGAUUGUUACAAAAAGAAGGAACCCUUUAUAAACCUUCUGGACGCAGUGUCUUCUAUCCUGAUGACAAGUUAGAAAUUAAAUGUCCAAAAGGCUUCUGGGAUUUUUUCUCCAAGACCACUGAAAAAGAAGUGACAUGCAAUGACGAUGGAAAGUGGUCAUCUUCUACAGAUUGUGAACAGAUAACCUGUGCUCCCCCAGAUGAUACUCUUGUUAAGUAUGGCAGGUGGGAUAGAAGAUGGAGGACAGGAAGAUUUGAAGAAAAAAAGGAUUAUCAAUGCAUAUUUGGAUAUAAACCCACAAAUGGCGCAACUUUUGCGGAAUGCACAAAUGAUGGCACCUGGACCCCAAAUCCACUCUGUCAAGAGAUAACCUGUGCUGCCCCUCAUGAUAAUCUUGUGAGUCACACCAGCCUGACAAGAUGGAGGACAGGAAAAUUGAAUGACCAAAAUGAUUACCAGUGUAAGCCUGGAUAUAAACCCACAAAAGACGCGACUUUUGCGAAAUGCACAGUUGAUGGCACCUGGACCCCAACUCCACUCUGUGAAGAAGUAAAAUGUCGAUUGUUACAAAAAGAAGGAACCCUUUAUAAACCUUCUGGACGCAGUGUCUUCUAUCCUGAUGACAAGUUAGAAAUUAAAUGUCCAAAAGGCUUCUGGGAUUUUUUCUCCAAGACCACUGAAAAAGAAGUGACAUGCAAUGACGAUGGAAAGUGGUCAUCUUCUACAGAUUGUGAACAGAUAACCUGUGCUCCCCCAGAUGAUACUCUUGUUAAGUAUGGCAGGUGGGAUAGAAGAUGGAGGACAGGAAGAUUUGAAGAAAAAAAGGAUUAUCAAUGCAGAUUUGGAUAUAAACCCACAAAUGGCGCAACUUUUGCGGAAUGCACAAAUGAUGGCACCUGGACCCCAAAUCCACUCUGUCAAGAGAUAACCUGUGCUGCCCCUCAUGAUAAUCUUGUGAGUCACACCAGCCUGACAAGAUGGAGGACAGGAAAAUUGAAUGACCAAAAUGAUUACCAGUGUAAGCCUGGAUAUAAACCCACAAAAGACGCGACUUUUGCGAAAUGCACAGUUGAUGGCACCUGGACCCCAACUCCACUCUGUGAAGAAGUAAAAUGUCGAUUGUUACAAAAAGAAGGAACCCUUUAUAAACCUUCUGGACGCAGUGUCUUCUAUCCUGAUGACAAGUUAGAAAUUAAAUGUCCAAAAGGCUUCUGGGAUUUUUUCUCCAAGACCACUGAAAAAGAAGUGACAUGCAAUGACGAUGGAAAGUGGUCAUCUUCUACAGAUUGUGAACAGAUAACCUGUGCUCCCCCAGAUGAUACUCUUGUUAAGUAUGGCAGGUGGGAUAGAAGAUGGAGGACAGGAAGAUUUGAAGAAAAAAAGGAUUAUCAAUGCAGAUUUGGAUAUAAACCCACAAAUGGCGCAACUUUUGCGGAAUGCACAAAUGAUGGCACCUGGACCCCAAAUCCACUCUGUCAAGAGAUAACCUGUGCUGCCCCUCAUGAUAAUCUUGUGAGUCACACCAGCCUGACAAGAUGGAGGACAGGAAAAUUGAAUGACCAAAAUGAUUACCAGUGUAAGCCUGGAUAUAAACCCACAAAAGACGCGACUUUUGCGAAAUGCACAGUUGAUGGCACCUGGACCCCAACUCCACUCUGUGAAGAAAUGAAAGAACUAUGUCCACCUUUGACAAAUGGAUUCAUAGUAAGGGAGAAUGCCAGUAGCAGCACAUUCUACUAUUCCUGCAAUGAAAAUUUCAAACCAUCUACUGGGGGUUGGUGGGGUGUGGCAACAUGCAAAGAUAAAAAAUUGUCUGGAGAUCCAACUUGUAUUGGUGUCAACAGAGGUAAAAUUAACUGUCAGAUCCCUGACAUUCCCAACUCAAAAGCUGUGAGCCAAAAUAAUAUGAAAGUUACUUGCAAAGAUGGAUAUACAUUGGUUGGUAUGAAUACAAUAAAAUGUACAAAUGGAAAAUGGGAAACACCCUUACCAGAGUGUAAAUUUACAUGUGGUCCUCCACCUAAGGUUGACAAUGCAAUUGUUAAAAUUCCAUAUCAAAAAAUAUUUAUGGAAGAAUCUAGAGUGAAUUAUGAAUGCCGGAAGGCAUUUGUAAUGGAUGGGUCUCAUGAAAUUACUUGCAUAAAUGGGAUUUGGACUACUCUUCCAACAUGCAAACAGCGGACAGAUGUCUGUGGACCUCCUCCAUUUCUCAACAACGGAGACACAGUGCACCAUAAAGAACAGUAUAGAAACGGUGAAUCCGUGGAAUAUGAGUGCCAGAAAUACUACAUCCGUAGUGGUCAAUCCCACAAGACAUGUCGUAACGGAAUCUGGGUUGGACAGAUUACCUGCCUGGAACCCUGCACUGUGAAUAAACAGCUAAUGGCAGAACGGAACAUUGUAUUUGCCUAUCGGACAGAAGAUCCUAAUAAGCUUUAUUCCGAACAUGGGGAUUAUAUCACUUUUGAGUGCACUAGUAAUACACAUCCUUCAUCAGACAGCGUAGGUUUCCGUCAGCAGUGUUUAAAUGGGUUCAUGAACUUGCCUCAAUGCCAAUAGUUGCAGCAACUUAUUGGAAUUGAUGUCUAUACCAGCUUUCUGAUGAAUGUCAAUAGAACAUUGUACCACAGUCUAAAAAAAAUAACUACAGUGCAUGUUCACUCAGGCCAUGAUCAGAAACAACAAUGCGAAAAAAAAUGCAGAAAGCUGGCAGACGACAACACUCAGAUUAAAAUCAGAUGUUUUAUUUACAGCAGAAACCAGUUGAAAUAAAAAUAAAAAAUUU